AUGCAUACGUUCGUAGAUGCAGGUGAAAACGGUAUGGCAGCGGUAGUAUAUCUGCGCUUCGAGGAAGAUGGUUUAGUAGAGUGCGCAUUGGUUGGUGCGAAAACACGCGUAACUCCUCUAAGAUACCUGUCGAUCCCACGAUCGGAACUCCAGGCAGCGGUCAUCGGAACGAGGCUAGCUAAUACUGUAACUAAAUCAUUUUCCCUUCGGAUAUCACAGCGCUAUUUCUGGUGCGACUCCCGAAAUGUUCUGUGCUGGCUGCGAUCCGACCACCGUCGAUACAGCCAGUAUGUGGCCGCUCGAGUUCGUGAAGUGCUAGACACUACGGAAAUAGAUGAGUGGCAUUGGAUUCAGUCGGAGUGGAACGUUGCCGACGACGGUACAAACGAUGAAAAGUACCCAAUCAUACUACCCGAUGAUCAUCCCGUCACUCAUUUGGUGCUCGCCGAUUUUCAUGAAAGGUAUCAUCACCGAAACUAUGCAACGGUUGCGAAUGAAGUUCGCCGAAGAUUUUGUAUUCCACGUUUGAGACGAACGCUUCGUAAGAUGAGACACAGGUGUCAAUGGUGUCGGAACUGUGAUGUAAGUCCGGUGCCACCAGAAAUGGCUGAGCUUCCUCAAGCCAGAUUGGCUGCGUUCAGCAGACCAUUCUCUCACGUUGGAGUAGAUUUUUUCGGGCCGAUUGAAGUCAUUGUGGGUCGCAAAGUAGAAAAGCGUUGGGGUGUCCUGAUGACGUGCCUUACGAUUCGGGCUCUUCAUAUCGAGGUCGCCAGUUCACUUAACACGAGUUCGUGUAUUAUGGCGUUGAAUAACUUCAUUGCUCGUCGAGGAACUCCUGUUUGCUUCUAUAGCGACAGAGGGACAAAUUUUAUUGGUGCUUCCAAAGAAUUGCGUGAGGCUGUCCGUGCUUUAGAUAAACACCAGCUGUCGAAGGAGUUCACUACAGCUUCGACGUCCUGGCGUUUCAAUCCGCCAGCUACCCCCCACAUGGGUGGCAGCUGGGAGAGACUUGUCCAAUUGGUAAAGCGGAAUCUGACGGAAAUUCUCAGAAGUAGACGGCCAACAGACGAGGAGCUGCGUAGUGCAUUGACCCUGAUUGAAGGCGUACUCAACAGUCGCCCCUUGACAGAGGUUCCCGUAGAUAACGAGUCCGAACCAGCGCUCACACCAAACCAUUUCUUAUUGGGUUCAUCGGAUGGUUCGAAGCCUUUCACACUGUGUGACGACAAUGUACAAACCGUGCGUCGUGGAUGGCAGGUUUCACAGGUUAUGGCGAACGCUUUCUGGAAACGCUGGUUGCGGAACUAUUUACCUGAAAUUACCAAAAGGUCAAAAUCAAAAACAGGAAUUGACGCUCCUCUUCAAGGCGUUGAAGUUAGAGAGCUGCCCUUGCUGCUCUACAGCUUGAUGUGCUCGGUUUGCCGCAUCUGA
This is a messenger RNA of Toxorhynchites rutilus septentrionalis, 1431 nucleotides long. RefSeq lists its product as uncharacterized. NCBI's taxonomy places the organism in Eukaryota, Metazoa, Arthropoda, Insecta, Diptera, Culicidae. Gene Ontology annotation, molecular function: nucleic acid binding. The transcript is spliced from 3 exons. The record is from RefSeq and is a predicted model, not a curated record. Gene Ontology annotation, biological process: DNA integration. Bases 1 to 1431 code for a protein of 476 amino acids.